CCCCCCUUCAAUCCCCUAUAUGCUGAUUAUAUCGUGUAUGAGCAGCUAUGCCAUGAGUUCAUGAAUUGUCCCCGGGCGAGGGCUGCGUUCCUGCAUGGAGGACUCAUAUGGUGGUUGGCCUUGCACAGCCUUGGUUUCAAUCACCUUCCAUCUGUCCUCAACGGUAUUUCAACUGAAGCCAUUCCGUUUGGCAAGCUAUUGAUUGGCAAUGGUGGUCAGACUUACUAUGACAAUGGGUUAUCGGAGGAGGAAAUUGAUUUCAUGUAUGGAACGUACUGCAUAGACCACCGUGACAGUCCGGAGAUAGUUUCAUGGUGGCCUCAGCCCAAUGCUUGGAAUGUGUCGGGCUUAAAUGUUGGUUUUUGGUCUGCUUGCUGUGAAGACUGGUUCCAAGGACGUCUUGGUAAUCUUCAAGAAGGGGUUUCUCGCAUGCGACAUUCGCUCAUUAAGGACGCCAAUGGUCCAAUGACCUCCACACAAUGGAAGCGCUCCCUUAAAUUUCAACCUGCUACUAACAAGAUCAUGUGCAACAUUUCGGCAGCAAGCUAUGAUUUCAUGACAAGAGCAUCAAGUAAGAGUUCCCUCACUCCCUUUCUCAUUCAUACUUACAAAUUUUGCGUAGUUUGGACUCAGACAUAG
Molecule: messenger RNA, 639 nt
Organism: Suillus subalutaceus
Lineage: Eukaryota; Fungi; Basidiomycota; Agaricomycetes; Boletales; Suillaceae
Exons: 2
Source: RefSeq, a predicted model, not a curated record